Messenger RNA from Cavenderia fasciculata, 627 nucleotides. RefSeq lists its product as uncharacterized. The record is from RefSeq and is a predicted model, not a curated record. The transcript is spliced from 3 exons. The coding region runs from base 1 to 627 and encodes 208 amino acids. Lineage: Eukaryota; Evosea; Eumycetozoa; Acytosteliales; Cavenderiaceae.
AUGAAAUAUUCUAAAGUAACAAUUAAUAUUAUAGGAUUUAUUAGUUUAUGUGCUGCUGUAUCACUAUUGGUUGUAUCAUUCCUAUAUCCAUGGUAUGAACAAAAAUCCACAGUUACAGGAUCAACAAAAAGAUUCAAGAGUGGUGGAUUUAUUCAAAAUCGUGAUCAAUUUGUAGAAUUUGAAAAUCAUCAAACUAUAACAUCUGAUCUCAUGUCGACAGUGUUUGUCUCUUGUAUACUUUCCUUUUGCUUUGCUACAGUGUCAUUGCUAUUUAUGUCUUGUAGAAUAUUUACAAAGAAUGAACCAUUUGCCAACACUUCCAUCUCUGUUUCUAUUUUCUUAGCCUUUAUCAUUGGAAUGUUUUCAUUUUUAAUGUUACUUAGAUUACCAUCUGCUUUAAAUUCUGAUUGUACCAAAGUAUAUAAUGUUGUUCUUUGUAAAGAAGAGAAUCCAUCAAGAUUUUACUAUUCCAAUUCAAACUUUGUUUGGGGUCCCUACAUGGCUUGGUAUUCUAGUCUUGCUAAUCGUGCUACCGUUUUAUUAUUAGUUUCAUUGUUUUGUAGUCUUGAAUAUUAUGUUCCACCAAAACCAAUUGAACCUUUGGUUAAAGAUGGUGCCCACCUUUAA